Camellia sinensis is the source of this 2769-nucleotide messenger RNA. The record is from RefSeq and is a predicted model, not a curated record. Lineage: Eukaryota; Viridiplantae; Streptophyta; Magnoliopsida; Ericales; Theaceae.
UAAAUAACAUUCAAUCCUUUGCAACAACAAAAAAAAGAUUCAAUCCCAGAUUUGCAUACAUAAAUAUACAUAUAUCACGAUCACAAUUUUGAGAUCUCUAUGUAAUCUCUCUCUCUCUCUCUCUCUGUGGGAACUUGUUUUGUCCGUCCAAGACACAUUGGCUCAAUCGUGGGACAAUUCAACUCCGUCUUUGUUGUUCUCUCUCUGUCUUUCUCUCGUAUACAUUUUAACUCCAACCCAAUUCAAUCGGCGAAUCUGUGUUUCUUUGUUAUCUAAUCUAUGGAUUUUCAACUGAGUCCUAGCUCCGUCUCUCCUCAACUCAAGGAGACUUGGCAGCAUACAAUCCUUCUGUCAUUUCAAAGCCUUGGAGUAGUUUUUGGUCGUUUGAGUAUUGCUCCCUUAUUUGUAUUUGCAACCAUUGGCACAGAGAAUAUCGAAUCUGUUGACAGGAUACAUGAGCUCUUUUCCUUUGUAUUUUGGACUCUGACCAUCAUUCCUUUAUUGAAGUAUGCCUUAAUAGUAUUGAGGGCUGAUUAUGCUGGAGAGGGUGGUAUUUUUGCAUUAUACUCCUUACUUUGUAGGCAUGCCAAAGUGGGUCUGCUUCCAAAUGAUAAAAAUACCAAUGACAUUAUGUGCUUUGAGGAGCAAACCCCUUCCAAUAUUGAGGUGGAAUCAAGGGCUAGAAGGGCCAUUGAAAAACAUAAAAGUAGUCACUAUUUGAUGUUGGUCGUUGCUCUGUUUGGUUCUUGCAUGACAGUUGGUGAUGGAAUUCUUACACCAGCUUUAUCUGUACUGUCGGCUUCAUCAGGCCUUGGAAGAUCAUUGGCAGAUAUUUCAUAUCAAUAUUCCUCUUCGGAAAGAACGAGGAACACCUUAGAAAAGGAUUUCAAAAAAUAUGUACCGGUUCCUGCUGCAUGUGUUAUAUUGAUUUGCCUUUUCACUCUGCAACACUAUGGGAGCCAUAAAAUUGGCUUUAUGUUUGCUCCAGUUGUCAUUAUAUGGCUCUUGUUCAUCAGUGGAGUGGGUCUAUAUAAUAUCUGUCAUUAUGACCCCCAAAUCAUCUAUGCUAUCUCUCCAACAUAUAUGUACAGAUUCAUGAGAAGAAUUAGCCCUGGAAGUUGGGGAUUACUAGGCAGUAUCCUCCUUUGUGCAGCAGGAUCAGAAGCAAUGUUUGCAGAUCUAGGUCAUUUCUCGAGGAGAUCUAUCACGGUUACUUUUGUCUGCCUAAUAUAUCCAGCCCUUGUUUUGUGUUACGCUGGUCAAGCAGCUUUUAUCUCCAAGAACUUGGGUGUUUCUAAGGAUGUUUUUCAUCUCAGUGAAUCUGUACCCAAUAGUUCAGGAUCGAUUCGCCACAUCUUCAGGGUGUUAUCGCUAUUUGCCUCAGCUGUAGGAAGCCAAGCAACAAUUACUGCCAGUUUCUCCAUUAUAAACCAGUGCCUGGCACUUGGUUGCUUUCCUAGAGUUAAAGUUAUCCAUACAUCAGAUAAGAUACAUGGGCAAGUAUACAUUCCAGAUGUCAACUGCAUAUUGAUGCUUUUCAGCAUAGCAAUCACCAUUGGUUUCCGUAACAUUUCACUGAUUGGAAAUGCAACAGGUUUAGCUAUAAUUUUUGCAAUGCUAGUUACAACUUGUUUCAUGUCACUUGUAAUCGCGCUGUACUGGGAGAAGAGCUUAUUUCUAUCCGUGUGCUUUCUAGUGUUAUUUGGCUCAAUUGAGAUCAUAUAUCUAUCAGCUUGUUUGUUAAAUUUUCCCAAGGGAGCUUGGUAUUUAGUUGUCCAUUUGGUGAUUUUCAUGACAAUCAUGCUUGCCUGGCACUAUGGCACCCUGAAGAAGUAUCAAUUUGAUUUCGAGAACAAGUUAUCAUUGGAUUGGCUCACUGAACUUGGCCCGGGUCUAGGAGUGACCCGGGUACCUGGAAUUGGCUUCAUCUACACCGACAUUGUCACCGGAAUCCCAGCUUUCUUCUCCCAUUUUAUUACAAAUCUUCCUGCAUUUCAUCAGGUGCUGAUCUUUGUCACCUUCAAGUCUUUGCCUGUCCCUUACAUCCCCGCAUGCCAGAGGUAUCUUAUAGGCAGGGUUGGGCCCAAAGAAUACAAGGUGUAUCGUUGCAUUGUAAGGUACGGGUAUUGUGAUCAUGUAAGGGACACAGAUGAUUUUGAAAAGCAUAUUAUUUGUUCCAUUGGUGAAUUCAUUUCCAGGGAGGAAAACGAUUUUGAAGCCUCGACUUCGCCUGAAGGAAAGAUGAUCGUUGUUGGAAGCCAAAUGGCAGAUAGAAAUGCUUUGAUUCCUCUAGAUGGGACUGUAACAAAUAUGGGUUCUUCUGCAAGCUUGGCCUUUUUUGUUUCUUGUUUUCGGACAAGUCCAUUGUAUGACCACCCAUCAGGAAGUGUUUCUAUUCCAAUCAGGAGGAAAAAAGUUCGAUUUGUAUUGCCUCCAAAUAGUCCUCAAAUGAGGCAUUCUGUUAGGGAGGAACUCCAAGAAUUAGUAGAUGCCCGGGAAAGUGGGACUGCGUAUUUCUUGGGACAAUCACAUUUGACAGUGCGCCGUGGUUCAAAUUUUCUAAAGAAAUUCUUGAUCAUGACUUAUGUUUUUCUUGAUAAAAACUGUCGAGAGCCCCCUGUGGCAUUGAACAUCCCUCAUGCUGCUCUUGUAGAGGUUGGUAUGGUCUACAUAAUAUAAACUAUGUACUGGGACAUAAAUUGUCUUUCUCGCACUUCAGUAUUAUUGUAACAUACUGUAAUUUUAAUGAUAAAAGCAAAUUCCAUAUAA